GAAUUUUUCGUAAUUCGUAAUCGGCGGCGAAAAUUUUGCGUAAUUCGUAAUCACUACGCCCCCUUGCAGGCCCUCGUAGAAACCCCCUGGCCUAUAUAAAGCUAAGAUGGCGACCCUCAGGGGCAGACGACGGGUUACCCUGCCACAUGCAAGCCGCACGUUCUACCGACUACCUACUGGUGCAGACAGACCCGUGCCGACCGCACACAGCAGAAUGAAGUCCGAGGAUCGCCACAAACUCAUGAGAUACGUGGACGAGAGCGUGAUCGGGCGGGACAGGGUGUUCGCCGGCCCGUUCGGCCCACGUCAAGUUACCUACUGCGACUACACAGCUUCUGGAAGAUCACUGACUUUCAUUGAGGACUACAUUCGAGAUCAGGUUUUGCCAGUCUAUGGAAACACUCAUACCACCACCAGUGUGACUUCACUACAGACAACUCUGUACAGGCAUGAAGCAAGAGACAUCAUCCGUAAUGCAGUGAAUGCAGGUGAGCAUGAUGCUGUCAUCUUUGUGGGCAGCGGCUGUACCGGAGCCAUCCACAAACUCAUCCACUCUCUGCACAUGAAGGAACCUCCGGUUGUGUUUGUUGGCCCCUUUGAGCAUCAUUCUAAUCUGCUGCCAUGGAGGGAAAUUGGAUCCAGGGUGAUGCGAAUUGCAGAGACCAACAAAGGGCUGCUUGAUCUUGAAGACCUGGAAGCUAAGCUCAAGGCCUGGCAGUCAUGUGGCUGUCAGCUGAUUGGUGCGUUCAGUGCAGCGUCCAACGUUACUGGCAUCCUGACGGACACAGUUCAAACAUCUGUCCUCCUGCACAAGUAUGGUGCUAUCGCUGUGUGGGACUAUGCAUCUGCAGGGCCAUAUGUGGACAUUGAUAUGAACCCAGUUGUGUCCAGUGCUGAUCAAGGGCUAAGUCACAAGGACGCUGUCAUCAUAUCUCCACAUAAGUUUGUAGGGGGACCUGGAACCCCAGGUGUUCUGAUUGCCAAGAAGUCAUUGUUCCAAAAUCCUGUCCCUUCUGGCUGUGGAGGGGGUUCUGUCUUCUUUGUUUCCAGAGAGACCCAUCGAUACCUGCAGAAUGUGGAGACCCGUGAGGAGGGUGGAACUCCUGCCAUUGUGGAGUCUAUCCGAGCAGGGCUGGUCUUCCAACUCAAAGAGGCCCUAGGUUCAGACUUCAUCAUGAGAAGGGAGCAAGAGCUCUGCAAAAAAGCUUUUGACUUCUGGUCGGGAAAUCCCAGCCUGGUUGUGCUGGGCAGUACUGAGGUGCAGCGUCUGCCCAUCCUGUCCUUCAUGGUGCAGCACCAGCAGUCUGGACUCUUCCUGCACCACAACUACAUCUGUGUUCUCCUCAACGACCUGUUCGGCAUCCAGGCCCGGGGUGGCUGUGCAUGUGCAGGACCAUACGCACAGGACCUGCUGGGAAUUGAUGAGGAAUUAGCCAACAAAAUUGAGAAAUUGUUGGUAGAGGACAAGAGGCUGGACAGGGACCACCUGCGCCGGUAUAAUGAGUUCUCUGAGAGGGAGAUUCUCAGGCCAGGAUUUGCUCGGCUGAACCUGCCGUACUUUGCCACAGAUGAAUGUGUGGACUUCAUUCUUGAAGCUGUUUCCAUGAUAGCUGAGCAUGGCUGGAAACUCCUGCCACAGUACCUGUUCAAACCAGACACAGGUGAGUGGAAGAACAGGAACCACCAGGUGUUUAAGGACAGGAAGUGGCUCGGCUCCAUCUCCUACAGCACAGGUCACAUGACCUUCCCUGAGCCUGAUACAGAGAACACCAAGGCCAAACUACCCAAGAAUUACAAGGAGUGUCUGGAAAUGGCCAGGAAGGUGUUUGACAAGGCAACAUCGCUCCGACUUCAGUUACCUGACCAGGCCCUAGCCUUUGAUGAGGAGGCAGCCAGGCUGAGGUGGUUCCUGCUGCCCAGCGAGGCACAAGACUACCUGGGUAGUCCUCACAAGGACUGGCCCACCAGAGAUCCUCCUUUCACCCCCCUGAAGAGGGUGUACUCCCAGCCUGAGGCUAUAGAGGACGGGGAGACCACUCCUGCACUGAUAGAGGAGAUCAGGGACAGUCUGUCUCCCAUCGCCAUGUUAAAACCAUCCCAGGAGGAGGAUGUGGAUGAGAUAUCAGAGGAGGAGGACAAACUCAACCUGUUCAACAUGCUGAGGAACUGGAGAGGGAACAGUGGCAACCGUCGGGGCAGUGGAAGCCGUAGUUUGAACCGACCAAUCACAGACGGCCACCUCAACAGUCACAUGACCAGUAGCCACAUCGGUCACAGCGGGCAUUCUCUGUCUACCAUCCACACGCCCGGUCUGGCCUACGCUAACCACCGGCGCAACAGUGACGGCCUGGUGGGGCGUGGAGGGCUCAUCACAGGGGGUGGAACGUUUGGGACAGGCGGAGGCAGCGGCAACGUCAUGGGGACAUCUCCAGGAAGGAGGAGGGCUUCUGCUUUUGUAGUCGGCACACGAGACAUCAUCCUGCCUGAAACAGGCCAGAAACUGCCUAUGUUUGGACGUCGCAACUCUAUCGACAUGUUAGAUCUGCACAAGUGGGGGAAGAAGCUCCAGACUACCCUGGAAGGCAGCAACAGUAGUGGGGACAACGCUGACUGGGAGAUCUGGGGUUCCCUUCCCAGCAGCCGCAGCAGCAGUAUCGACCAAGGCGAUUGGUCGGCUGACAACACCAAUGAGAAGCAAAACAGCCGAAGCAGCAGUAUCGACCAAGGCGAUUGGUCGGCUGACAACACCAAUGAGAAGCAAGACAGACGAAGCAGCAGUAUCGACCAAGGCGAUUGGUCGGCUGACAACACCAAUGAGAAGCAAGACAGCCGAAGCAGCAGGAUCAACCAGGGUGAUUGGUCGGCUGAGAACACCAAUGAGAAGCAGGACAGCGGCGCUGAGUCUGUUUCUGGAAAUUGCUCCUCGAAAGAAAACAAAGAAGAAGGCACUCCUAACUACAAGAGGAGGCAGGAUAUAGAGCUCCUUGCAGAUGCUGAGAAAAAUGUCACAAGUAUAGACCCCAGGAUAAUACUAGUAACAUCAAGGGAGAAAAAGAAGACCAAAGAAAGCUUGAAUGAUGACGGUGCUUCUUCUAAAAUGAAAAAUCAGGAUGCCUGCAUAUCUGUUGAUGAGAAGGACACCAGAGGGACACUGUGUGGGACAAACCUGUGUGCAGUCAGGCAGCAGGAGGGACCCAGGGAAAGAGAUUCUGCAACCUCUGACUGUACGAAGUUUGAUGUGGAAGAUUCCUCAGAAGGAAGUAAGGUGAAGAACAAGAUUGAACAUGACCCAAACAAUCCAAGAUGGCAUUCUCCACCGAAGAGAAUAAUGAAACAGACUAUUGAGGCCAUGACAGAGUACAAUAUGAUCCGGGAUGGGGACCGGGUGUUGUUAUGCUUGUCAGGCGGGAAAGACUCUCUUUCUCUCCUCCAUGCACUCAGGCAGUACCAGUUCUUUGCCAAGAGCAAGAACAUCAAGUUUGACCUGGGAGCAGUGACUGUUGACCCGCAGACUGCAUCAUAUGACCCCAGUCCACUGAAGAACUACUUGUCCAAACUUGGUGUGCCUUACUUUUAUGAAGAACAAGGAAUCAUGGCCCAGGCUGCCUCCAUGCCUGUCUGCACCUCCAUCUGUAGUUACUGUUCCCGCAUGAAGCGAGGACGGAUCUACGCCUGUGCCCGGCGGGAGGGAUACAACGUGCUCGCCAUGGGACAACAUUUAGACGACUUGGCAGAAAGCUUCCUGAUGUCUGCGUUCCAUAACGGUCUGCUGAGGACUAUGAAGGCCAACUACACUGUCAGGGAGGAGGACUUGAGAGUUAUCCGGCCUUUUGUGUAUGUGAGAGAGAAAGAUCUUCGCAAUUUUGCAGAACAGGUAAAGCUUCCGAUCAUCCCAGAAAACUGUCCUGCCUGCUUCGAGGCUCCCAAAGAGCGUCACCGUACCAAACAGCUGCUUGCUGCACAGGAGCUGCUAUUCCCAAAACUCUUCCAGAGCCUCCUGAACAGCAUGAAGCCCCUCAUGGCCAAAAACAGGACUGGGCUGGAAUCACAGAGGGUAGGGUCUGGUCAGGAGGACAGUAUGGAUCAGGUUCCGAUGGAAGAUGGGGAGGAUUUGCUGAACAUCUAGGUUUCAGUAUGGGGAGUAGCCUGGUGUCCGGUCUAUUACAGUUUGGGCAGAUUUUCUUUGCAGAAGAUCUUUCUCGCCCGACUUAGCUAGGUUCCCUAGUAGGUUUUCAUGAUAAAAGUUAACACAUGGUGGGGCUAGUCAACUGCUGGCGUGCAAAACAGGCAAACACUCCUACUGAGCGGUCAUUUGAGCUUGGGACAGCCUGGCCCAACCAUGAUAGACUGGAUACCAGGCUAUACAUGUAUGUGGCAGCAGGAAUUACAAUGAAUGAAAAUGUGACCAGUUUGGUGAAAUGGCUGUUGUGUACUGCAAUGAUGUCUUUUUUUUUUUAAGUCUGUCAUUCUAAACAAAAGGAGCAGUGAUGGUA
Molecule: messenger RNA, 4493 nt
Organism: Branchiostoma belcheri (Belcher's lancelet)
Lineage: Eukaryota; Metazoa; Chordata; Leptocardii; Amphioxiformes; Branchiostomatidae
Exons: 28
Coding region: 107-4126 (1339 amino acids)
Source: RefSeq, a predicted model, not a curated record